AUGCAAAGGACAGAUGCAAAGGUAGACAGAGUGCUAACCCUCAUAUGCUUAGAUCAAAGACUGAGUGUGCGAAUGAUGGCAGAAGAAUUGAACAUGAAAAGGGAAACAGUGUGGCAGAUUGUAACUGAGGACUUGGGAAUGAGAAGGAUUUCCACAAAGAUGGCACCUCGAAUCUUAAAAGAAGAUCGUCCUAAAAUGUAA
This is a messenger RNA of Staurois parvus, 201 nucleotides long. The record is from the annotation of a GenBank genome assembly. NCBI's taxonomy places the organism in Eukaryota, Metazoa, Chordata, Amphibia, Anura, Ranidae.